AUGGGUCGCACUCGAACUAAAAAGACUAAGCAGGUCAAGUCAAACCCAAGUUCUGUACCGGGUUCCUCUGCAACUGAGCCAAGCAUCGAAUCUCUAUUCGAGAAAGCUCAAGAAUUGUUGAUUCAAUGCAACUAUGACCUUGCGCACCGAUUUGUACAACGAAUACUCGAGCGAGAUCCAACCAAUAUCGAGGCGAGAGAGAUGAGUGCGGUAGUGGAUCUAGAAAGGGGAGAAAUCGAGAGUGCGAGACAGAUAUUCCUAACUCUUGUUCCUCCAUCUUCAACUGCUCCUAGUCCCCCUCCACACUCUGCAUACCUUUACCUCGCACAACUGAGCGACGGUCCCCACGAAGCGCUGAGUCACUACAAAGCCGCUGUCGAUCUGAUCGUGAGCCGGGUGAAUUCGGGAAGUGACCUGAACGAAGAGGAAAAGGGCGAAUUAAAAAAGACAGCGGCAAAAGCUCUAGUUGCGAUGAUUGAAAUUUGGAUGUCAGAUUUAUGUAUGGAACCCGAGGCCGAGUCGCAGUGCGAUUCUCUCAUUGCUCUAGCCCGCUCGACAGAUUCUGGUAAUGCCGACGUACUCCAAGCUGAAGCAUCCAUACGUCUAUCACAGUCUCGACCGGAAGACGCUCGACAAAGUGUAUCAGCUGCUUGGGCGACAUGGCGAGAUCUCCCACCUGGAGAUCCGCGGAUACCCGAGGGAGAAACCCGACUUCAACUCGCGAAACUUAUGCUUGAGCUCGGAUUGAAUGGGGAUGCAUUGGAGAUUAUUGCGGGUGUGGUUGCAGAGGACGAUCAAGAUGUAGAAGCAUGGUACCUUGAAGGGUGGUGCUUAUGGGGUAUGGCUGAGCGUGUCAAGGCCGGAGAGAAAUUGGAAGGGGAGACCGGUGAAAAGGGGAAGGAGAAGCAGGAGGCCUCGGAUGAUGAAUUGAACUGGGAGGAACUCGCAAGGGAUGCACGAGAUUGCCUCGAGACUUGUAAAAUGUUGCAUGUUGGACAACAACACGCCGAUAAGCCUAUGCUGGAUCAUGUAAAUGAAUUGCUCGCCAAACUGGAUGAGCUCGGAAUCAAACCCUCGUCCGAGCAUGGUGAAGAAAACGACGACGAAGGAUGGGUGGACGAAGACGACGACGUUGAAAUGUCCUAG
Rhizoctonia solani is the source of this 1146-nucleotide messenger RNA. Its product is annotated as TPR-2 domain-containing protein. The transcript is spliced from 4 exons. NCBI's taxonomy places the organism in Eukaryota, Fungi, Basidiomycota, Agaricomycetes, Cantharellales, Ceratobasidiaceae. The record is from RefSeq and is a predicted model, not a curated record. Gene Ontology annotation, molecular function: protein binding. The coding region runs from base 1 to 1146 and encodes 381 amino acids.